AUGACAAGGUCCAAUGGAGGCUCGCUUGAUCAUCUCGUUUUCACGUUCUCCGCUCUGGAGAGCAACUUUCAAAUUUUUAUACUGAAGGAAUGGGACAUCGUAAUUCCGCGUGGCUUCUACGUCUCCACUACGGACAUCUGGAGCUCUAAUUCGUGGUCUGAUCCAAUUUUCUUCGAUGUUCCUGGAAUCGACCAAGAUCUCUUUUUCGAUGACGAUGGCAAAGUUUACUUUUCCGCCGUUAACAUGAUCACCCAUCCAAGGGUUAAGAAACACGGUCUUGGACUGGCAACUUUCACUUCAGAGAUAGACCUCGGUACAGGUCGAUGUCUUGGGCCUGUGAGAUAUAACCGGAUCUCGCCGUUCAGUAUCGGUAUUGCUGAAGGCCCUCAUAUCUUCAAAAAAGACGGAUUUUAUUAUCUGAGCACAGCGGAAGGCGGCACUGAUGAGGGCCACCAGCAGUGGAUCUGUCGCAGCUCCACGGGACCAUUUGGACCUUGGGAAGUCGGACCAGAAGGAACUGUCAACCCAGUCAUAUUCAAUGAUGAUGAUCCUUCGGUCCGCAACACAGGACAUCUGGAUUUCAUUGAAACUUCCAAUGGCAAAUGGUGGGCUGUGUUCCUAGGUGUCCGACCUCAGGGCGAGAACUCUGAACUCAUAUCCCAGCUUCGACGAGAAACAUUCCUGGCUCCUGUAGAAUGGGUCGAUGGUUGGCCAAUUGUCAAUGAUCGUCAAAAGAUCGGUCUCCAGGUACAGGCGGAAGGUAUGAAGCUCCUCCCACGACCGGAGAUUUGGAGAGAUGACUUCAGCGGUCCGAAAAUGCAAUUGGAUUGGUAUCGACUAAGAACGCCGUUGAAAGAGGAUUAUUCCUUCUUUGAGCGACGAGGGUGCUUAAGCAUUUAUGGAAAUGCAUAUCGCAUCGACCAGUCCGAAUGCCCUUCCAUGCUGCUACAGAAGCAGACUGGGUUUUCAGGCGACUGGUCCACCAAAUUAGAUUUUGCACCUACAGAGGCUGGCCAUGAGGCUGGAACAGCGAUCUGGUGGUCACAGUUUGCAUAUGCUUCGAUUGGAAUCCGCAAGCCUUGGGAUGAUGAAAAGGCAGGACUGGAAGUUGUAUCACGAUACUAUGAUGGGGACAGUGACGAGUUCAAGGUAUUGACUAUCUCAUUCCAUUGA
Penicillium odoratum is the source of this 1173-nucleotide messenger RNA. Its product is annotated as glycosyl hydrolase. The transcript is spliced from 4 exons. Bases 1 to 1173 code for a protein of 390 amino acids. NCBI's taxonomy places the organism in Eukaryota, Fungi, Ascomycota, Eurotiomycetes, Eurotiales, Aspergillaceae. Gene Ontology annotation, molecular function: hydrolase activity, hydrolyzing O-glycosyl compounds. The record is from RefSeq and is a predicted model, not a curated record. Gene Ontology annotation, biological process: carbohydrate metabolic process.